GCAGCUGAGCCGCCGCCAACGAGCGCCUGUCCGCUUCGCACUCCGCGGCACUCCGCCUGCACUGCACCGCGGCGCAGCCUAGCGCGGGUCAGCUCGGCUCCGCUCCCCGGCUCAGCAGCGCUGCGCUCGCUCCCGAGCGCCCCGAGCCCGGCUCGCCCCCGCUCCGCGCAGCCCGUGCACCCCCGUACCCUUGCGUGGGCCCCGGGAUCUCCCAGCACCAUGCACGUCUCCCAACUGCUGAUCGGGACGCUGCUGCUGACGCUCCUCUCCCUCGGCUCCGAGGCCAAGCCGGCGCAGCAGAAGCCCCAGCGGAGCCCGGCGCCCGCAGAGGAGCUGGCGGAGCCCCAGGGCGCAGCGGCCGGGGACAAGAAGGGAGCCAAGGCGGCGGCGGGCGGCGGCGGGGCCAACGCCAAGGGCGCCAACGCGCGGCUGCUGCGCGACUUGCGCGUGGAAACCCGCUCGAAGGCGGCCUGGGCGCGUCUGCUGCACGACUACCCGAACGCGCGCAAGUACCGAGGCGUCACCAGGAAGGCCUGGUCCAAGGGCUGCUUCGGCCUCAAGCUAGACCGCAUCGGCUCCAUGAGUGGCCUGGGAUGCUGAGGCGGCGCCCCCUGGCGGCGGACCACAGCUCACUGAAAGCAUCCUGCCCCGAAACAUCUGGAAUCAUCUCCAACGACUGUGGCUUUCCCGUUCCUUUGGGCUUUUGUUUCCGGGAUGGGGACACACCACCAGCUGUUUGAUUCUUGUUUGGGGAGGGAUGUUCUUCUUGUCAAUGGGUUGUUGUUAUCUUUCUCAAAAUCAAAAAUAAAAGUUAUAUAUUAUAAAUUAUAUAUAUUAUAUACAUGAAACACCCCCUUACCCUGACCCCCACUUUAUGGAGACACGAAGACAAGAAAUCGUUUUUCCGUGACUGACGAGGCCAGCAAUAUAUCGAACCUUGCUGUUUGUAAAUUCAUGUCAUGCAUAAAUGUAUUUAUGUUGUAAAGCUAUUUAUAUUGUUUAUAAAGAGAUAUUUAUAAAAAAAAUUUAUUUCUGUAACUAAAUGAAGGGAGUCCAUCAUUGUAAUGUACUUGUCCUCGAUAGUUGGAAAAUGUAAAAAGCAUCCCGUGAAUAUCUGGACAGCUGUCUUUAUUUAUUCAACCUCUGUGUUUCUUUUGGAAGGGCAGAACGGUCCACGGGUUCUUGAUUUUUUAAGUUUUAUGGAUGUCCUUAUUUUUUUAAUGUCUCCAUCAUUUUCUGCUAGACUAUGGUAUGGUACAAAGAGGACUGGAUUUGGUGACCUCCCCAGCUCAUUCAAAUCCCGGCUCUUCUGUCAUAUUCUUAAGUAAGUCCUUGAAUCUCUGUGGGCCUCAGUUUUCCUCAUCUGUAAAAUGGGAGUGGGGGAAGGGUGAACUAGAUCACCUCAAAGGUAGAAAGUUCCUACCUUGAGGGAAGGAACUAUUUGGUUGUUGUUUUUGUAUUUUCUGCACUUAAUUCUAUGCCUGGCUAAUAAUAAGAACUUAAUAAAUGCUUAUUGAAUGAAUAUA
Messenger RNA from Antechinus flavipes (yellow-footed antechinus), 1526 nucleotides. RefSeq names its product natriuretic peptide C (gene NPPC). Gene Ontology annotation, cellular component: extracellular region. Gene Ontology annotation, biological process: receptor guanylyl cyclase signaling pathway; cGMP biosynthetic process. The coding region runs from base 220 to 600 and encodes 126 amino acids. The record is from RefSeq and is a predicted model, not a curated record. Gene Ontology annotation, molecular function: hormone receptor binding; hormone activity. Lineage: Eukaryota; Metazoa; Chordata; Mammalia; Dasyuromorphia; Dasyuridae. The transcript has 3 exons.